AUGGCCGUGCAGGCCCUGGCACGGGUGCUGCGCCUCAGGGGCAGUCAGCCAGCUGUGGAGCUAAUGGACCAGGAGCGAGGCUGGCAGCUGCUGGAGGAGGCCCAGCCCGAGGGGUUCACUCUCCUUAGCAGGGCCAUAGUGACCCACCCAAACCUGGCCCUGAAGAGCAUCCCACAGCUUCUCCUUCCCAGCCUCCAGGCCAGUCAGGAGGGCGAACGCAUGGCCUGCACCGCCCUGUUCGCAGAGUUCCUCGGCAGCCCCCUGCUGAUGGAGAAUGAGCCCAAGGCGAUGCAGAAGCAGGUGGUGAAGGCCAUGCUGCAGCGGACAGAGGACAGCAACAUCCACGUUCGAGGCAGAGCGCUGCACGGCCUCAGGAACGCAGUGACCGAGUUCCCGGACAAGGUCAGGAAAAAGCGAGACCAGAUCCUGGAGAGCUUUGUCCGCGCCGUGUGCGAAUGUUGCGACCCCUGCACCAUUCUGGAAGCCAUGGAAGGGCUCUGCUGGAUGCUGCGGGACCCCAAGGCGCCUCUGAAGGCUCACGUCGCCGUCCCGCUGGCCCUGCAGGCGAGAAUGUUCUUUGAGGAUCUGCCAGGCUGA
Molecule: messenger RNA, 597 nt
Organism: Terrapene triunguis (Three-toed box turtle)
Lineage: Eukaryota; Metazoa; Chordata; Testudines; Emydidae
Product: maestro heat-like repeat-containing protein family member 1
Exons: 5
Coding region: 1-597 (198 amino acids)
Cellular component (GO): cytoplasm
Source: RefSeq, a predicted model, not a curated record